Messenger RNA from Carya illinoinensis, 2373 nucleotides. RefSeq lists its product as uncharacterized. The transcript is spliced from 3 exons. NCBI's taxonomy places the organism in Eukaryota, Viridiplantae, Streptophyta, Magnoliopsida, Fagales, Juglandaceae. The coding region runs from base 118 to 1431 and encodes 437 amino acids. The record is from RefSeq and is a predicted model, not a curated record.
AAUAAGACACAUGAAGGCCCAAAAAUCUCAACCUGUCCCAAUUCUAAUUUCUCCUAUGUAGAACCCUAAAAUUCCCCACUUGUUCGUCAACUCAAAGUCCUCGGGUUUCACAACGCAAUGAAGAUCCAGAAACAGCAUCAAGGAACCUCCGACAAUAUUAACAAACCUUCCUCCUCUUCUACCUCCUCCUCUUCCUCUUCUUCUUUUGCUCUGUCUCCCAGCAAGCGCCUCCUCUCUGGCUCCCCCAAGCCAAAUAACGCCCCGGCCCCUUGCCGAAGCCGAAGCAGAAGCCGAAGCCCCACGAUCUCCGAUCAUCCUCACCCGGCCCUAAAGAAAACCAGGGACCUACCCAAUCUGUCCCAAUGCCACGCCUGUGGCUUCAGAACCGACACGGGUAAUGGUAAGCAAAGACUCCAAACCCUAUACAGCGAAUGGCGCAUCGUUCUUCUUUGCAAGAAAUGUGCGGUCCGCGUGGAAUCCUCCGAAAUGUGUUCCUAUUGUUUCCAAGAAACCUUGGCUGCCGAGUGUUUCUGUUGCGGCGAAUGCAACCGACGCGUUCAUAGAGAUUGUUUUAAAAAAUAUCGAACCGUGGCGCCGUGGUCAUAUUCGUGUUCCGGCGAGGAGUUUUCGGUUUGUGUGGACUGUUGGGUGCCCAGGCCGAUAGCUUUGUCCAGAGCGCUUUUUGGGGGUAGGAAGAUUAGGAGGAGGGACAGGAGUGGUGGGAAAGCGAGAGAUUCUAGGAUUCUGGAUGGUGCGAAGUCGUUGAAAGAUGUGGCGGAGAAUGCAAAUUGCGUGGCUAAGAAGAAGAUUGAAGAGGCUGCUAAGGCUAGAGUGGAGGCCGUGAGGAAAGCAGUAGUGGCGAGGAGGGCGGUAGAGUUGGCGACUAAUGCUCUGGAUUUUGUCGCCAGUAGAGAUGAGAAUGGGGAGAAGGUGCAGACUGUUGAUGAUGCGGAACUGGCGUUUCAGUUGCACCGGGCGAUGAAUAGCUCGCCUAGGAUUUCAAGGAACUUAUGGGAGAACAAGGGUGAUUCGUUGGUUGGAGGGUCAUGCUUGGGGUAUCCUAAUGUUUGUGGGAAGCUUGAACCUGAUAGAAGUGUUUUGGAACCUGUGGUAUGUGCCGGGUCUUUGGACGGUGGUUCUUCCAUGAAUGUCAAUUGUCUAAAGUCAGUUGGAAAGAUUGAGACGAGUGGUGUCAAGGACGGUGAAUGCCAAAUGAGGUGUGACUCUGAGUUUGGAAUUCUGGGUGUGCGAUUGGAGGGAGAGGGGAGCUGUUCCAUUAAGUUGUCAAACUCAAAUGGAGAUGAUAAUAGUAUGGACUCUGCAAACCGAUCUUCUCAUCAACAACACAAACCGACUAUGCCCAAGGAUAAACGAUACAAUGGAGAGCCUGAUAGAUAUCCGUUAAAGUAUUGUAGGAGAAACCGGAAAUAAAAAGCAAUCUCUUGUGAUGGUUCUUCAGGCCUGGGCUGCUGGACUGCUUAUAAGUUGCUCCUAGUCAAGGACAAUCUCCGCUACAUUUCAGUGCUGUGCUGUUCUUCAAGCUUCUGGUUGUGGGAGUAGAUCAUUUCGAGGCCAGUCCGGAAGUCAAUAGCCGAAUUCUUUCUGCCCUAUUGGAUUUUUGCUCUUGCAGUACGUGUCAACCUCUGAACUUUUGAUUGCAUGAAGAGAGAGAGAGAGAGAGAGUUGUGGAAUAGGAGAGCUGAUAUUUGAGAACUCACAUCGUGGAGUGGCAUGAUUUCUCUUGGUUGUCACGCCGUAUGAAAUUGGAAUUUGAAGAGACCUGUACAAGGAACCGAAAGUUUGGUCAUCCUAAAACACUUUCAUACAGGAGAUGGUUAAUCGAAAUUUUUUGAAUAGUGGGUGGGCCUUACAGGGGCUAAGAGGCAUGUUAUUGUUACACGAUAAUGGGUUUGUGGUCAUGUUCCUGGAUUACGAAACUCCAGGCUACUCAAAUUUAAGGUGCACGCCCAGACUAAAACUAGACUUAAAUCAGUAAGCUGGUAUGGUUAGCUAAUAUCUUUUCUUUGCUUUCUUUUCAUCAUUAUAGUGACUAGCCAAUUGCUUCCGUGUAUACACACCAAUUUUUGUAUAUUUUAGAUGGGAAAAAAUUUAUAUAUCAUCCUUCUUUACAAACAGGAAACUAAUACGAAGAGCAAAACGGCAAGUGCAGAUGGUUGAUGAAGAACGCUGUCAAAUGUUGGAGGCAUGGGGUCUUGCUCGUGAAUCUGCACUACUUUCAUUUCAUCAGGAUUCUCCCGAAACAGCAUCAGUGAAGCAUGAGGUUUUACACAAGAGUCGAAGACUUGUAGUGCAUUUUGUUAGGUAAAAAAACGAUGCUAUAUAUCAUUGAAUAAAACGAUUCCUUCCAGAAUA